AUGGCCACUCUUGGCCCUUCGUUAAACAAUUGUGUGUCCACCAAUAGCUCUCUGAUAGUCAACGAUACACUCAUCACGGUAGGCGAUGAAGGGCGCCUUAACUCAAUCCGCUGGUUUAUGGUGGUCAUUCUGGCGACUGGUGUAUUGGGUAAUUGUUCAUUUUUACUGGUCGUGGCUCGUCGUGAAUCCAUGCGAAACGUCAUCAAUGUAUACCUUGCUAAUCUGGCCAUCGCUGACAUCAUCCUCUUGAUUGUCAGCAGUAUUCCAAGCUUGACUAACACUGCGCCACACUCCUCCAAAAUAUGGGGAUGUAUGUUUAUGGUAAUUACAACGACAUCGUAUUAUUCCAGUAUUUCGACCGUGUCGCUGCUCGCAUGGGAUCGAUUCCGUGCGAUAUGUAAGCCGAUCAAGCACAUGGCAAUAUCAAGCAUUAAGCGAAGCAUGAAACUCGUUGCUGCAGCCUGGUGCUGCAGCCUCAUUUACUCUGUCAUCGUGUACUUGGAGCGUAUGGUCACUUUAAAGGGUUGUAAGUUGUCUGGUGUUGCCCCACUAAGCAACUCUCCUAUUGAGAGCUACAAAACAGACAAUUUCCAUCCUUCCCCAUCUCUGAGUGACGUCUUCUUAGUUCUUCCCUUCAUCGUGUGUCUCUCCCUUAAUUGUUGGCUGUACGCUCGCAUCAUUCACGCCCUCAGAAACCGAUUCGCACAUCGCAUGAAUCGCCCCAACCAGCAGGUUCCCGAAUGGAUCAGGAAGAUAUGCCAAUCGCGGGUCCGUAUCACCAGGAUGCUUGCUCUCAACAGCCUGAUCUUUUUCCUCUGCAACGCGCCUAGGUCUGUCACUACAAUCAGUGGUUACAUCCAUGAAACCCUGGGCGUGACUCGCUGGGAUGCAGACCAGAACAUCCACGUCCUCUCCACAGUACUAUUCGUCGUCAACUCGUGUAUCAAUCCGCUCAUCUACAACUUAACCAACACGAAGUACAGACAGGCAUUCCGUGAGGUUUUCAUGCCAUCUUGCUGUUCGUCAUCUAGACCAACUCAGAGAACACCCAGAGUUGUUCACCUGCACAUUCUCUCUGACUGA
Molecule: messenger RNA, 1083 nt
Organism: Patiria miniata (bat star)
Lineage: Eukaryota; Metazoa; Echinodermata; Asteroidea; Valvatida; Asterinidae
Product: thyrotropin-releasing hormone receptor-like
Exons: 1
Coding region: 1-1083 (360 amino acids)
Biological process (GO): G protein-coupled receptor signaling pathway
Cellular component (GO): plasma membrane
Molecular function (GO): G protein-coupled receptor activity
Source: RefSeq, a predicted model, not a curated record